Messenger RNA from Ipomoea nil (Japanese morning glory), 516 nucleotides. RefSeq lists its product as uncharacterized. Lineage: Eukaryota; Viridiplantae; Streptophyta; Magnoliopsida; Solanales; Convolvulaceae. The record is from RefSeq and is a predicted model, not a curated record. The transcript has a single exon. Bases 1 to 516 code for a protein of 171 amino acids.
AUGACGGUCCUUGUAUACGACGACGAUAUAUUGGUUGCAAGUUCCAGGUUAGACUUGAUUCAAGAAUUAAAAACAUUCUUGGACAACACUUUCAAAAUCAAGGACCUGGGGGCUCUUGGCUAUUUUUUGGGAAUCGAGGCAAGUUCAACUGCAGAUGGCCCCAAUUUUUGCCAACGCAAAUAUGCGUUAGAAAUUCUUGAGGAAGCUGGCUUCUUGGGAUGCAAGCCAACCAACACACCAAUGGUUCAUAACUUGAAACUGACUCAUGAUGGCACUCCCCUUGCUGAUGCCAGUUGCUACAGAAGAUUGGUGGGGAAAUUACUAUAUCUUACACCCACAAGGCCGGACAUUUCCUAUUCCAUCCAACAACUAAGUCAAUUUGUGGAUAAUCCCACGGACCAACAUCUCACAGUAGCACACUGUGUCCUACGCUACAUCAAAAAAUCACCUGGCCAAGGGCUCUUCUACCAUGCCAACACAAAUUUACAACUCAAGGUAUUCUCAGAUUCCGACUAG